This is a messenger RNA of Filobasidium floriforme, 856 nucleotides long. RefSeq lists its product as uncharacterized. Gene Ontology annotation, cellular component: cytoplasm. Bases 9 to 761 code for a protein of 250 amino acids. NCBI's taxonomy places the organism in Eukaryota, Fungi, Basidiomycota, Tremellomycetes, Filobasidiales, Filobasidiaceae. The record is from RefSeq and is a predicted model, not a curated record. The transcript has 3 exons. Gene Ontology annotation, biological process: N-acetylglucosamine metabolic process.
CGACGACGAUGAGGAUCGUCUCCGCGCCGAGCAGUUCGAGGACGAGCGAGUCUUCCUUGAGGGACAUCGUCCUGGAGUGGGAAGACGUCAACUCCAUCGUCGAAAACGGCGACCUGCACAAAUUCUACCGCCUCCCCUCUGUACUGCAAACCUACCUCGCGCACCUGAAACGGAUCGCGCUCGAGUACUCUUCCGCCAGAAACUAUAUCAUGCGACAAGUGCUUCAUUGGAACGAGGACGAUUUAGUGGGAUCUCCUGCUCAGGCCAUCAAGUUGGAAGGAUGUGCGCACGACCUCGAUGCAGAAUGUGAAGAUGGGAGAGGAGGGUGGUUCGAAGGCGAGGAAGCGGACUGUUCGGUGCAAAAGACGCCGUUUCCUUAUGCCGUGGAUACAGACAUAACGCACUAUAUCGUCUGGUCGAAACGACCUCUGCUUCAUCCAUGCAUCGUACCCAAGCAUUUCCCACCCGAGGUACGCUUAGCAGCCUGGCGGACGAUCCAAACUCGGGGUCUGUCUGGAUCUUUCCCAUCACGUAAAUCGACACCACCAUCAUCAACGACGAUGUCCUCGCUUUUGUACGAAGACGCACACGAAGCUCAAGUCCGACAAGCGCUAUCCGAAUCCAGUCGGUACUUGCGGUCGUUCAUCGGAUCGACGUGGAACGAGGAAGAGUACGAGGUAGCAUGGUUUGCCAACCCGCCGAGUUUGCAGAGUUUGCCGACGCUGGCUCAUUGGCACUGUAUGGUACGGAGACGACAAUGAAGUUGACAGCUGGGAUGCUCGUCGCGGUUUUAUUUUUGAUGACUUGACUGUAGCUUAGAAGACCAGAGCUAGGAUGAGAAUGUGACAUGUGUACA